AUGCCUUUCACUGAGUUCGUCAUCCCAACAUUGAAGACUGAUCCGGAGACCGAAGCGACGUUUCUGAGCGAGCUCGCACCCUAUCUCAUUGAGAUCCUCGACACCCAUGCCAAUCCUCCCAAGGCCAAAAAUUUCGGAAAGAUUCUCAUUGAGAAUGGGAAGGAUGUGUCAAAGGAGUUCAGACUCAGUGUUGGACUUGAAUGGAACGAUGAUUCACACUUCAACUCCUUUGUCGCAUCAGACAACUUUGCGGCCUUCAAAACUAAGGUUUUUGGAAGUGCGUUGACGGAGGUGUGGCAGGUGAAGCUUGGGGAGGGAGAUGCCAAACUAGUGGAGUCGCAGGAGGCGUGGAGAAAGUUUGUUGCUGCUGUUGCAGCUGCAGAUGCCCAGAAGGAAGGCACGAAGAGCAUUCACGGGCCGAGUCUGAACCUUGAGGAGAGGAGGUGGGUUGGUGUGUUGGGGUGGGACGACAACGAGACCCGAGAGAAGGUACUUGCGAGUGCAGCUGUGAAGGAAGCAAAGGAAGGUCUUGACGCACUAGUGUGGAAUACGUUUGUUACUACAUUCGCACAGUAA
Molecule: messenger RNA, 576 nt
Organism: Boeremia exigua
Lineage: Eukaryota; Fungi; Ascomycota; Dothideomycetes; Pleosporales; Didymellaceae
Exons: 4
Coding region: 1-576 (191 amino acids)
Source: RefSeq, a predicted model, not a curated record